CUCCCCGAAACGCGGUCGUCUCAGCUGGCAUGAGCUAACCUCCGAGUCCGACAUGGAAACCAAACCGUUCCUGUCAUUGGGGUUUUUGAAGCCCCAGUGCUCAUUGGCUCCCCCCAUGCAACGAGGUCGUUCGUCUGAGGCGUGUUCAUGUUUCAGCGGUGUUUGUCCCCUCCAUCAGCGUCGCCUAUCCUCAGAUUCUUCAGGACAGGUGACCUCCUCACCUUUAGGCUCUCCUACUUCCCAUCGUGGAAUGCAUCCCUCUUUGCUGAGCCCCACCUCCAUGGGACCCUCUGGCUCUCUCCAUUCUCCCAUCAGCACCCUGAGUUCACCGAUGAACGGCCUCACCUCACCCUUCUCAGUCAUUAGCUCACCCAUGGGGCCGCACUCCAUGAACUCACCUGGAAUGGGCUACGGCCCCAGCAUCAGCCCACAGUUGAACUCUCCGAUGAACUCGGUCAGCAGCACGGAGGACAUUAAGCCCCCGCUGGGCCUCAAUGGCGUGAUGAAGGUGCCCGCUCAGCCCUCAGGCACGGCUCUGUCGCUCACCAAACACAUCUGCGCCAUCUGCGGCGACCGCUCCUCAGGAAAGCACUAUGGUGUCUACAGCUGUGAAGGCUGCAAAGGCUUCUUCAAACGAACCGUUCGCAAGGACUUGACCUACACCUGCCGCGACAACAAGGACUGUGUCAUCGAUAAGCGCCAGAGGAACCGCUGUCAGUACUGCCGCUACCAGAAGUGCUUGGCCAUGGGCAUGAAGAGAGAAGUUUUGUUACAUGCAGCCGUCCAGGAGGAGCGCCAGCGGGCCAAGGACAAGAACGAGAACGAGGUGGAGUCCACCAGCUGCGCGAACGAGGACAUGCCCGUGGAGAAGAUCCUGGAGGCCGAGGAGGCGGUGGAGCCCAAAACCGAGACCUACAUCGAGACCAACCUGGGGAUGCCGUCCAACUCGCCCAACGACCCAGUGACAAAUAUCUGUCAGGCAGCAGACAAGCAGCUUUUUACUCUGGUGGAGUGGGCCAAGAGGAUUCCCCACUUCUCGGAGCUGCCGCUGGACGACCAGGUCAUCCUGCUACGAGCAGGUUGGAAUGAACUCCUCAUUGCAUCAUUUUCGCACCGUUCCAUCGCAGUAAAGGAUGGGAUUCUGUUGGCGACGGGCCUGCACGUGCAUCGCAACAGCGCCCAUAGUGCCGGAGUGGGAGCCAUCUUUGACAGGGUGCUCACAGAGCUGGUGUCAAAGAUGAGAGACAUGCAGAUGGAUAAGACUGAGCUGGGUUGCCUCCGAGCCAUCGUCCUUUUCAACCCAGACUCUAAAGGUUUGUCCAACCCAGGUGAGGUUGAAGCUCUGAGAGAGAAAGUCUACGCGUCUUUAGAGGCUUACUGCAAACAGAAAUACCCCGAGCAGCCGGGCAGGUUCGCUAAGCUGUUGCUACGGUUACCAGCGCUGCGCUCCAUCGGGCUCAAGUGUUUGGAGCACCUUUUCUUCUUCAAGCUGAUUGGCGACACACCCAUCGACACCUUCCUCAUGGAGAUGCUCGAAGCUCCUCAUCAAAUGACAUAAUAGGAGUGACCCCUCCUGACCCUCAGCCUCAUGCCCCCACCCCCUCCCACACUUAAACCCCCAACAUGCAUCACCCCAGCUGCCUUGGAUCCAGAACAUCUAGAAAAGGGCAGACUUAAGAAAAAUAGACAACACAAACGAACAUCUCCCUUCUUGCUUUUGUCCCUCCAGCCAUCUUCUCUGCUCACCAACUCUCUGAAGUGUUUCAACACGAGGAAUCCAUCAUGAAUAUGGGUCUCUUUUAUACCUUGUAAAAUAUAUAAAUAAGAAAAAAUAUCUAUAUAUAUAUAAAUAUAUAAAACACCAUCAACGUAAGUGGCGAGACGGGACUGAAACGAGGACAUAGACAUACUGAGCCAUGGUUUCCGUCUUUGCUUGUCGGAUCGUGCCCCCCCCCAAAAUGAGAAAACAGCAGCAGAGACGAUCAGGUUUUCAACACCCACAGUGCUCAGCAAAACAGCGGCGAUGUCACAGGCGUUGUGAUCGGGACAAUCGCACCUUCUGUGGAACCUCUGGGAUGUUUCAUCUGGGAUGUUUCAUCUGGGAUCUGAGCCUGCUUUUGCUUUUCAGGACUGGACAGCUUGGGGAAAAACAACAACAACAACACAUCAUCACAAAGAAACUCGUCUCUUCAACCUGACUGAACAUGUCAGGUCUUGCACCAGGUGUUUUUUUAUUUUUAUUUUAUUUUUUUGGAAGAGUGAGCUUGCCGGCGUAGAACUCAGAAGUGGCUUAACAGGAGGGCAAGUUCUCACAAACCUCAGGUCUCUGGCCAAUUCCAACAGAGCCGACCAUGUCUUACUGUACCAGCACUGUGCGGCGUUGGGGAAGGACGUCUCAGCAGUCCACAAAUCCACCCUCAAGUACUCAGAAUGACUUGGGGAAACCCUGUUUAGUACAAUCUCUGUAACUCUCUGUGCCCGUAAACUGAUGUAAAUUAGCUUUAUGAGACUUGGGCGUCGGUGGAUGCUCCAGCAGGUGCAGGGACGACACGUCUACUUUUUUCAGACUUUAUUUUAUUUUAUCUUUUUUUGCCUCAACACACAGUCCCACACAAGAGGAAAUGUCAUCGUUCUGUCAGACUCUGAGCUCCUCGUAGUCCUCUCUCUCUCUCUCUCUCUCUCUCUCUCUCUCUGCCUCACAUUUCAUGCUAAUUUCUGCCAGGCAGACACACCUCCACGCUCAGAAACCCCUCUGCUCGCUGCAGCAGCAGGCAUCACUUCUUUCUUUCCAACACCUCAUAUCUACAUGUACUGAAAGCUACGACAGUAUUGACCUUAUUUUCAGUAAUGCACAAAUACCUCUGUUUCCAUACACUCGUGUAGGCUUUAGAGUAUACGGGAAGGAGCGCUUGUUUGUUGUGGCAGAGCCAUUAUGUGUUUGUUUGUUUGUUUGUUACUUGGCACUUAACCUCAUGACAGUGUAGUUGGGUUUCUCCAUGGAGAGCGGAUGUUGAUGUGAUCGACCUCUGCAGCGGAGUUUGGCACUGUCCCGUUCCAGAACGCCUCAGUACUUUUCCUCCUGAAAAGAACACACACACACGCGCACACACACAUUCACUCUGUGCACUUCUCUGGACAACCAAGUGACAUUUAAGUUGAACUGAAAUGUUAAAGGUCUUUAUGUGUAAACGUGUUUUGUGUCCGCAUUCUUUUUCUUGUUUUUCUUCUUUUCCUGCUUUUCUCUAAAUGCUGCAGCUGCUGCAAAACUAUGCAUAGUGUUCAUGUCCAAAGACUGUCUGCAGGGCGGCUUAACCAGAGUAAAUGUUUGGGAGGUGGGGGUCUCUAUUAUUCAGAAAUUGAUGCUCACUUUAAUCUGGUUGAAUCACCUUCAGAUAAACCAAGUUGGUAGCGGAAACCAUAUUAGUUGAAAUCAUCGGUGCGUUCCAUUUGUGCUUGGAAGUCAAAUUUUCCAAGUUGGAAGAAAUUAGCUAAACAUUUUUUUUUCACUUUAAAAAGUCUUUUCUGUCAAUAAUAUGGCAUCACUUAUAACAAUGUACAAUGUUUGGCUUCACUGCUUGAAUGCAUGACACUGAGAAAUGAAUUAUUUAGGGGUUUUAUUGCUACUUGUAGCUAUAGGUUGGUAGGUUUCUAACUUGCAGUUAAGUUAGAAAUUACACCAUAAUUAUUUGUGCCUAAUAAGUUCUGGAUCCUGUGGAAAAUAGAGCAAAGCAUGAAUCGACUAGCUAAACUAGGAAUUACAAACAGUUUGCCUUAAAUGUUAGCUAACGGGACAUUUUAGUUGCACUUGAAAUGCAGAAUUUCUGAGUUUUUUGCCGGAAAAACUGAGAAUUAUGCUCAGAAACUGAGGUUUAUCACUAACCCCAACCUAAAAAUUCAAUACAGCUGUUUACGUAAAGAGAAGUUUGUUAUAAAUUGAUUUUUCACUUUUCUAAUGUUUUUUCUGUAACUUUCGCUGGUAUGCCAUGCUUGACUCAGUUUGGUUUUCUAACUAGAAAAGUUUAAUCUGAUCGAAUUCUUACAUCCAUGAAAAUUUCACCUCUCAAGGUAAAUGGAACGCACCAUAAAUCUACCAGAAAAUCUCGCAAACUACGAAUCGCCAAACUUGUUCACACGACUCCUGACUGUCUGGAAACGGUAAGUCAGAACAAACCUAAGCAAUGACUGUUUUUAUCAACCGUUAGGCUGAGAUUUCUAAGGCAACACGAGCAAACAAGUCUUGGCUUCUUGACAGCAAUUCACUUUUCACCUCAUGGAUGCUAUUUAUAGCAUCUUGCAACGCACAAAAUAAUAGAAAUUGUCAUUUCGUAGCAGAAUAAAAUUUUAACUAAAUCUAUUUCAAAACUUUCAAACAGUUCUAACGAUGGUAUGUUAACUAACUGAUGUUUCAUGGAACCUAAACUCAAUUUUAGUUUGUUAAAAACCAAACAGCUUCUCAGUUUGGACCUUCCCCACUGCAUAAGGGCCCCAUAUACAUGUUUGCAUCGCCUCUGCUGGUAUCAAGUGGACUUUGGUUUUGGCUCUGACAUGAAUUCUUAGAAAAUCGGUCUGAAUUGAUUAUCACAUCUUGUCCCUACAUCAACCUAUGCAGGCCUUUGACAUGGGGUUGUUAUGUAACCCAGUGACAAUCCUAUUUGGGGCCCAUUUUCCAGCUUGUUACUUACCCACGUGGGCCCCAUUGUAGAAGCUGGCUGGAACAGCUCACCAAUAUUCCCUGUUCCCUCUUUACUGCCCAGAACGUAUAAUGUGAAAAGUAAAAUAUAGAAGAAAUGAGUACAAAAGAAACAAAAAAAAAAAA
Poecilia latipinna (sailfin molly) is the source of this 4816-nucleotide messenger RNA. RefSeq names its product retinoid X receptor, alpha a (gene rxraa). Gene Ontology annotation, molecular function: zinc ion binding; sequence-specific DNA binding; nuclear steroid receptor activity. Bases 53 to 1558 code for a protein of 501 amino acids. The transcript has 11 exons. The record is from RefSeq and is a predicted model, not a curated record. Gene Ontology annotation, cellular component: nucleus. Gene Ontology annotation, biological process: regulation of DNA-templated transcription. NCBI's taxonomy places the organism in Eukaryota, Metazoa, Chordata, Actinopteri, Cyprinodontiformes, Poeciliidae.